Molecule: messenger RNA, 768 nt
Organism: Stegodyphus dumicola
Lineage: Eukaryota; Metazoa; Arthropoda; Arachnida; Araneae; Eresidae
Product: E3 ubiquitin-protein ligase PHF7-like
Cellular component (GO): nucleus
Source: RefSeq, a predicted model, not a curated record
UGAACAAAAUGCCAAAAAAUAAGGAAACUGCUGGUAAAAAAUCUGUCUGUUGCUUUUGUAAAACAGAUGAAAAUGAUGAAUUCCUUUAUGGAAAGUUUUACCAUCUGAAGUCAUUAUCUGUUCAUCACAACUGCAUGUUUUUUUCAAGUGGUCUUAGUCAGCGAGGAAGGAAUCAAACGGAAGGCACUUUGGGUUUUCUUUUGAAAGAUAUUGAAGCUGAAUUAUCGCGUGGAAGAAGACUAAAAUGUUCUUACUGUAAGAAAAGUGGUGCAACUGUUGGAUGCUCUUUAACAAAAUGUAGGAAAACAUUUCAUUUUCCUUGUGGCUUAAAGAAUCUGUCACUUCAUCAGUACUUCGGAGUAUUUUGCUCGUUUUGUAAAGAUCAUAAGCCGAAACAGAAAGAGAUUAAAGUGCAAGAUGAGGAUUUACAUUGCCAUAUAUGUUACACACGUGUUUCUCAUGAUGAAUUAGGUUCAUGUCUAUACCCACCAUGUUGUAAAAAGAAUUUUUUUCAUCGAACUUGUUUACAGAAAUAAACAGGGUUGCACUCUACCUGGAAUACCAGGAAAAGCUAUUGAACAAAAGAAAAUUCUACUUGUUGGUUUAGAGAGCCCAUUUUUCUGUUAUCAUCUGCAGUUAAAAAAAUCUGCUGUAAAAUGUCUGCGAAAAAGACAUUUUGUAAUCCAAAUUGGCUAGAUUCUGAUCUCAAGCUUCAGUGGAGUCCACGAUUGCAACUUACUGAAGGAGCUCCUAAUAUGGCAAGAUAUU